This is a messenger RNA of Dromiciops gliroides (monito del monte), 1733 nucleotides long. RefSeq names its product G kinase anchoring protein 1 (gene GKAP1). The transcript has 13 exons. The record is from RefSeq and is a predicted model, not a curated record. Gene Ontology annotation, cellular component: Golgi apparatus. Gene Ontology annotation, biological process: signal transduction. The coding region runs from base 181 to 1317 and encodes 378 amino acids. NCBI's taxonomy places the organism in Eukaryota, Metazoa, Chordata, Mammalia, Microbiotheria, Microbiotheriidae.
CCCUUCCCAGUUGACCGAGGAGCCAGAGACCCAACGCCCAGCGCGGCCGGCCCCGACGAGUCGCCGCCGCGGCCAGCUAGCCGAGGAAGAGGAGCAAGACAGACCCCGGGGUGGGGAAGCCGUGGAAGGGAACGCGGAAUUAUUCUCUAAUAGACUUUUAUUGAGAGAGUCAUCUUUACAAUGGCUUCAGCUGUGAUCAGUUCUGUUCCCACUACUGCUUCUCGUUUCGCCCUCUUGCAAGUAGAUAGCGGCAGUGGUUCUGAUUCUGAGCCUGGGAAGGGCAGAGGUCGGAACACUGGAAAGUCUCAAACAUUGGGAAGCAAACCAACCACAAAUGAAAAGAAGAAAGAAAAAAGAAGAAAAAAGAAGGAACAGCAGCAGAGUGAAGCAAAUGAGCUUAGGAAUAUUGCUUUUAAGAAGAUUCCCCAGAAAUCCUCCCAGGUGGUUUGUAGCUCUCAACAUGAGGUUUCGUUGCCAAGCCCAGUACAGAAAGAUUUACAAGAAGAAAAUUGGCAAGAGUGGAGACAAAGAGAUGAACAGUUGACAUCUGAAAUGUUUGAAGCUGAUCUUGAAAAGGCUUUGUUGCUAAGCAAACUAGAAUAUGAAGAACACAAAAAGGAAUAUGAAAAUGUUGAAAAUGCUUCACCUCAAUCAAAAGGUAUGAAUAAAAAAGAAAAAAGAAAGAAUCACCAGGGGAAAGACAAACCACUCACAGUGUCGCUGAAAGACUUUCAGUCGGAAGCAAAUAUAGAUCAUCUUAGUAAAAAAACUGAGGAAUUGAGUUCUUCCCAGACUUUAUCACAUGAUGGAGGAUUCUUCAAUAGACUGGAAGAUGAUGUUCAUAAAAUUCUUAUUAGAGAAAAGAGAAGAGAACAGCUCACAGAAUAUAACGGAACAGAUAAUUGUACAGCCCAUGAACACAGCCAGGCAUGUAAAGAGGUAUACUUGAAAGAUGGAAGAACUGAAAGACUAAAGUUGGAACUUGAAAGGAAAGAUGCUGAAAUUCAGAAAUUGAAAAGUAACAUCACUCAGUGGGAGGCAAAAUAUAAAGAAGUAAAAGCAAGAAAUGCUCAGUUAUUGAAAAUGCUACAAGAAGGUGAAAUGAAAGAUAAAGCAGAAAUACUUCUUCAAGUUGAUGAAUCACAAAGUAUUAAAAAUGAGCUAACCUUACAGGUGACUUCACUUCAUGCUGCAUUAGAGCAAGAAAGAUCAAAAGUGAAGGCAUUACAAGCAGAAUUAACAAAAUACCAGGCUACAGCCCUAGCUUUGAAGUUUGCCAGCCCAGGGAGAAGGGAGGCCUUGGGAACAGGCCCUUGAUCCAGGCCUCUGCCUAUAGAAAAACUGUUGCCAGUUGAGAAGCAAGGGUGGCAGAAAAGGGAAAAGAAACUCCGAGUCUGACCAGUGUAGGUGAUCCCAUUAGCCAUUGACAUCAACACACACACACACACACACACACACACACACACACACACACACAUGCACGCACAAACUUUUCAGGGUUUUGAAAGAAAUGUAUAUAUUUAAUGCUGUACAACUGCUGAACUAUGCAGUUUUUGUUGGGGAAGAAAACUAAAAUGACUAAUUGAUUAACCAUCUAAAACUAUUUCAUUUUUCUGUUGUUUAAAGUGAAAAGUAGGAAAGUAGAAUUCCAGAAAAACUCAGUGAAUCAUUACUGUUUGCUGUCCAUGCUCAUCACUUUAGUUUUUCAUCAGUCAAUAAAAUUUACUCUUCCA